Messenger RNA from Ceraceosorus guamensis, 747 nucleotides. RefSeq lists its product as hypothetical. The transcript is spliced from 4 exons. Gene Ontology annotation, biological process: glutathione metabolic process. Lineage: Eukaryota; Fungi; Basidiomycota; Exobasidiomycetes; Ceraceosorales; Ceraceosoraceae. The coding region runs from base 1 to 747 and encodes 248 amino acids. Gene Ontology annotation, molecular function: glutathione transferase activity. The record is from RefSeq and is a predicted model, not a curated record.
AUGUCGGCAACAUACAAGCUCAAGUAUUGGCCCACAAUUCCAGGACGCGGAGAAUACGUCCGUCUGGCAUUCAGAGCAGCCAAUGUUGCCUUUUCGGACGAUGACGACGUGUCGGAGCUGAAGUCCUUCAUCACACCUCGGGCGGGUCAUUUCGCACCUCCUGUGCUAGAAAUGGAAGAGAAUGGCAAAAGUUUCAGUCUGAGUCAGACGCCGGCCAUUUUGGCCUAUCUGGCUCCAAGAUUGGGCUUGGCUGGCGAUGGGUCAGAAGAGGAUAGGGCAGCCGUCAACGCAAUCACUCUGACCAUCCUCGACCUGAGCAACGAGACUCACGACACCCACCACCCAAUCGCCACAUCACUCUAUUACGAGGAUCAAAAGUCAGAGGCGAAGAGCAGAGCGCAUGACUUUCGCCAAAAUCGUGUGCCCAAAUUUUUUGGUCACUUUGCAAAAUUGGUCAGCGAGAACCCAACAAAGUCUGGCUUUUUGCACGGAGAUAAGGUAACCACGGCAGACUUGACGCUAUUCCAGCUCGUUGAGGGCUUGACUUACGCUUUCCCCAAGUACAUCAAGUCACUUACUGCCAGCUCAAAGACAGCGUCCCAAGUAGCGCCAGUCUUUGCACUGAGAGACAAAGUUGCUCAGCACCCAGCAUUGGUCAAGUAUUUGAAUAGCAAAGACCGCAGAGGGUUCAACGAGUACGGGCUGUUCCGUCAUUAUGCCGAAUUGGACGGUGAAUACGAGGAGUGA